Candidozyma pseudohaemuli is the source of this 7515-nucleotide messenger RNA. RefSeq names its product ATP-binding mismatch repair protein (gene PMS1). Bases 1 to 7515 code for a protein of 2504 amino acids. The record is from RefSeq and is a predicted model, not a curated record. Gene Ontology annotation, molecular function: mismatched DNA binding; ATP binding; ATP-dependent DNA damage sensor activity. Gene Ontology annotation, cellular component: MutLalpha complex. The transcript has 3 exons. NCBI's taxonomy places the organism in Eukaryota, Fungi, Ascomycota, Pichiomycetes, Serinales, Metschnikowiaceae. Gene Ontology annotation, biological process: mismatch repair.
AUGCCCAUCACGUCUAUUGACGCGACUGACGUGAACAAGCUCACAUCAGGACAGGUUAUCAUAGAGAUACAGUCCGUUGUAAAGGAGCUAGUUGAUAAUUCACUUGACGCAGGGAGUAAACAGAUUGAGAUUGUCUUCAACGAUUAUGGGAUCAAAGGCAUUGAUGUCAUUGACAAUGGCAAAGGGAUAGAUAAGGAUGACUACGAGGCCCUAUGUUUGAAGCAUCACACCUCGAAACUCUCCAAUUUCGAGGACUUGGAAUCGGUUUCUACAUUGGGCUUCCGUGGUGAAGCCUUGGCUUCCUUAUGUGCUGUGGCAAGAGUGAAGAUUACAACUUGUACUGCCUCCACAUACCCUAAAGCGGCUACACUUGAAUACGACAGCAUGGGUAAAAUGACGUCUCAAAAUGUGGCUGUUUCCGGGAAGAAGGGUACAACUGUCAGCGUUCAUGACCUAUUUUAUGGCUUGCCAGUAAGACAAAAGUAUUUUGCCAAGAACGCAAAGAAAGAAUACUCGAAGGCCUUGUCGCUCUUAGUGGGCUAUCUCUUGCUCUAUACAGAUGUACGUUUUGUUGUAUAUCAAAUAAGUGGCAAUACUGGGAAGAAGUCGAUGGUGAUGGGAACUCAGGGAAGAGGAGCAUCCGUAUUUGACACACUUGUGAGUGUUUAUGGAAGCAAUGGCGCCCAUGGUCUCAUUCCUAUUGACAUUGCCACCGAGAAUAUUGAAGCCAGAUUUAAACUUGGGAUGACAAGUGUGCCUGUAUCGCUAAAAUUCCGUCUAAAGGGCCUUAUACUGGAUUAUUCCUUCGGCAUGGGCAGAGGAGCACUGGAUAGGCAAUUCUUAUACGUUAAUAAGAGGCCAGUGGUACACAAAAAGUUCACGAAGAUACUUAAUGAGGUUUACAAGACUUUCAAUCACACGCAGCUGCCAGUUUUUGUCCUUGACAUUGAGAUUGACCAGACUUUCGUCGAUAUUAAUGUUACACCAGAUAAGAGAAGCGUCAUGGUACAAAAUGAGGAUCUUUUAGGCGAGGUUCUACGGGAGGAGGUGACCAAAUUCUAUGACGGUAUGCAUAACAUGGUACCUAAAAGUGACCUUGGAGUUGUGAGAUUAGGCUCCGGCCUGGAUGUCCUCGAUGGAAAGCGGAAGGCACUGUCCGAUAGGCCUGCCGACGACAAAUCAAAGCGCUUGAAACAAAUAACAUCCAAGUCAUUAACUGACACAUUCUCUAGCAAUAGCGAUACUAUUGUGAAAGACGCUGGAUCUAAUAAUUCCACUGCCAUUGAUAUGCACGAAGGAGAGGAAGCAGAUGAUGAAGAGCCGGAUAAGGAACAAGAGUCACAUCGAGAGGAAGAGGAAAAUCCAAAGGAACAUGAUGAAGACGAUCAACAAGUGCAGAUGGACGAGGAAAAAGAUGACGAGGACGAAGAGGAAGCAAACGAGCUUGAGGAGGAGAGGGUGGAAAAUCUUUAUGAAAAUGUCAGUCUAUCGGAAGAGAAAGCAAAACUGCCAAAUCAGUGUGGUGAUAUCGAUCAACACUCAAACCAAUCAAUUGAAGGUUUGCGCCACGAGUCUCCGCAAGUCGAGCUCCACCCAGAUCAGAGAGAGCAUGAUUUUGCGGCCCCAGAAAAUGCCGUGGAAGUGAUAGAAUUGACAAUGGGAGGCGACGAUAUACAUGUGUCUGAUGACGCCGCAGAUGAUAGCUUCUUGUUGACUGAAGAAGCGCAGCUUUUUGUGCAACAAGAUGAGACAAUAGACGGCGAUAACACGGGUGUCACAAGUGACCAUGAAGCAGAUAAAUCCACAACAAAACCAUUGCAAGAAGAAGCCAAUGCUACUGUGGGUGCUACAGAUGACGGGGUGAACUCUGACCACGAAGGCCACCAUUGCAAACAUUCGCUACAUGAUGAGACGUUCGAGGUUGAUGAGAGCCAACUCCCGACUCACUCAGUUGGAUCGGCGCUUGGACCAGCGGACCGUCCCCUCACAAGUCCCGGAAAAAAGACGUCCUAUAGCGAACCCGUCAAGGGCAUCAGCAGGGUUCUCAAGCUAGACAAGUUCGAUUUGAGCAGUUGUAUCCAGCCUGUGCCAGAAAUCAAGAAGGAGAAAAUCAAACAAGAGAAAGCUACUUUGGUGAAUGUUCACGAUGUGAGGGAGAAACUUGUGAUUCAGAAGCUGGACUUCCCGCUCAUGGAGGUUGUCGGACAGUUCAACCUUGGCUUCAUUGUGGUGAAGCACGAGGAGAGGCUUUUCAUAGUGGACCAGCAUGCGUCGGACGAGAUCUUCAACUAUGAAAGGCUUUAUCGACUGCUUCUGCUUCGAGCGCAACCGCUUGUGAUUCCUCGCGUGUUGGAGCUUUCCCCAAUCGACGAGAUGCUUGUUCUCGACCAGCAAGAGCAGCUACGCAAGAACGGCUUUGUAGUAAGAGAAGCGCAGGAGCAAACACCCGGCAAGCGGGUGGAGCUUGUGGCAGUGCCGGUGCUGAAGAACGUGGUUUUCGACGACAGUGACCUCCACGAAUUAGUACAGCGCCUUCAUGACGUCGGGCCUACGCAAGGGUCUAUUGUACGGUGCAACAAGGUGGAUCUGAUGAUCGCUCUGCGAGCAUGCCGCCUGAGUAUAAUGGUGGGGCAAGCGCUCAACCGAGGCACGAUGGGCACGGUUGUGGCGCAUCUAGCGGAGCUCGAUAAACCAUGGAACUGUCCCCACGGGCGGCCCACGAUGCGCCAUUUGGCGGACCUCGAAGGUCAAGGGUUCACCGAAGACUACGAAUUUUGUUCCAACUGUGUUAAGAAGAAAUACCGAUGCGGCUACCUUGACUUCCCCCAGGACCGCUUGGACCAUAUAAGACGGAAGAACGAGCAGAAGCACCUCCUAGAUCCGCUGGAUCUGUCGGACAAACCCACAUCGCUGCUGGACACGCAUCUGGGCAAGAGAAGCUCGGGCAGGAACCCGGUGUCUUCCCUGGAGUCUACGCUACGGCUGAAAAAGCCUUCUAAUGGUGUCCAGAGGGCCCCAUCGGUCUUCACCAACAGCUCAGAGAACUUCAGGUCCCAGGUGUACUCCGCUAUCUUCAGCGAUUUGAACAACAACGAUAUAAGCGUCAUUCGUGAGAUGCAACGCACCGAGCUCAAACCCUGGCAGGACUUGCUGACGAUGUUUGAAAGUUCCGUUGCUCCAGACCUACCGGACCUAUCGAUGGAAAAUGCAUACUGGCCCACGCAUCUAGAUUUCGGCGGUUCAGGCUACAUCGAAUCUCAAAUGGACGUAGGCACGGAACGCUCAGACUUCGAAACCCCAUCUCACUUCACAGACAAUAACCACGCGGAGACAUCCAGCUUCAAAAUCGACUUCAACAGUUCUAAUGAACUGUCUCCGCAAAUCAACGACAAGAUAAAGCGCGAAAUAUCGCCGGUGAUUAAUGAUGAAUUUAAAAGCGGACACAAAAGGCGGAGUCCGUCCCAGUUCAGAAGGAAGGGAACUCCCCUACCGCACGCAGUCAUUCAGACAACUAGAUUCGCCAGAACUGUUGUUCCUCCCUCUCUCAAGAAUCCCUUUCUUGAGAAUGCCUUGCGCGGCUUGAAAAACGGUCGCCUUGACGUUCGCGAGUUCACAAACGAUAAGUUCACCGCCAUCAUCCAGCCGGUCUGGAGAGAUCAGCUCUACCAGCAAUUUUGGCUUGCCAUAUUCAAUCAGGCAUCCAUUCUCAACUUGUAUUUUGUUUACUUCAUCGAUAAAGCUGUGAACAUUUCCAAAAGAACCGCGCAGAUCAUCGUGAACCGGGAGUUUGAAAACUUCAGUAAUCAGUCAUCCGCAAGUCUGACGUCCACAAGCUCCUCUCCGUUGAGCAAUCAAAGUCUAAGUCCUGCAAGCUUAGGAAAUAGAUACUCCGACUUUUUUUACAACCCGGAUGACCUCAAGAGACUCAAUCGUUUGCUGUAUGUCACAUACGGAAGACUCUUACGAGCGUUGCGUGAAUCGACUGCCAAUUAUCAUCAGGAAUUCCCCAUCAAGAUGUCCAUGUUUUCUGCAUGGGCAUGCUUUUGGAAUACUUCAUCUGAUGUUUCCACACUUUGCAUGAUGUUUACUGGUGCCCUCACGCUAGCGACGAGACUACUCGCAGAUGCAUCCACUAUUGAUGACGUGAGCAUGGCCGUGAGACAAGAAAUUAUGAUAUUAAAUCUUCAUUCCACUGCAUCAAUCAUCCCGGACUUUCUGAUCACUGCUAUCACUGAAUUGUCCAACACAUUUAGCUCAUACAAAAGAAUUGUGAGUGAUCUCCUUUACAACCAUGAAAAUGGACUCGUUAAGUACGAGCCUCUCACGGUGGAGACAUUGCAGAAUCCUAUUUUCAAGCACAAUGUCCAUGAGAUGACUUCGUUUUUGAAGAAGCUUCAGCAUGAAUACAUCCCUCAAAUGAGAACCAUCAACAACCACUUUAAGAACUUGCAUGGUAUUGAUCCUCUGGUGGAGGACUACAAGUUCGUGUCCCCCACCCUCAUUUACAACUUGACAUACGACUGGUUUAGGGUCUUCAGGGGAGACAAAUUUUCAAUGAUCCCCAACACAAGCAUUUUGAACAGGUGCCUUUCAUUGUUUUUCCAUGCUCUUGGGAGGGCCAUGGCUCAAAGCAUCCCACCAAUACGAUGUGUCAUGCUCUUGGAUCCAUGUUAUGUCAUUGCUCCAAAGUACGGUUUCGAAGUUCCGCAGCCUCGCUAUGAAUAUAUGAACGAGUUUGAAGCAUUAUAUUCAAUUGACAUGGGGUUGGUGCGGAUGAUCAAGUUUUUCGAAUUCCGUCAAGCACUUUUUGGGUACCAUAUUGGCCACACUUUGGUGUCUGACUACAUUCAUCGUGUAGCAGAAAUGGCACCCGCUGAUUUUGAGUAUAAAGAUAUUGUGAGACUCGGACUCGACAAGAUUCGCGUCGCCGAAAUGCAGCCCGCUAAUCUCAUAACGGGAACGCUCGAGGUCCAGAAUUUCCCGAUUUUCGAUGACAUAACGCAAGAUCCGCAAUGCUACCAUACACUUCGGCAGGAGCUCGACCGGCAGGCAGUCGCCAGACGUACUGAGCCUUGCAUUUUUGAUUAUGUGAAAGGUCUACUGAAUCAUGACUUCCAACCGGACAAGGUUUUGGAGGUAUACAUGAGAAAGAGGCAGGCCGAGCUGAUGACACAGAUAUCGCCUGGUCUUGAGGAAUUGCGUGUUUUCGGUGAACUUUUUUCAAAAAGCGGAAACGAGCUCAUCAAUGCCAUCAACAAAAAUAAACUGGCGCUCGAGGACUUCCACAGAGCCAAGCUGGCUCAGGUGAAAAAUCGUGAGAGGCUUGACAACAGAAUCAACGAAAGACUGUCCGAUCAGGAUCUACGGCGUAAGAAACCCCCUUCAGAGGUCAAGAAGGAACCCGAGGUCAAGAAUGAACCUGACCUGCCUUUUUCGAGAGAGGCUCUGGCUGAGGCCGAGGAGUCUGAUCGAAAGGGCCUCGCUAGCCUUCGUCUAGAUGAUGGCGAACCAUCUGCUCGGGAGAAGUCUCACUCCGACUUCCACGAGGAGCCGGUACAUUUGAUGGCAUUGGACACAGAUAUCUUACCCAUGGAGAAUCAGAACUUCUUGGACCACCAUAUCCCUGACGAUGUCUUGAUCGGGAUGAAUCACGAAGUUCCGGGCCAAAGCACUCUUCCUGGUGGUGUUCUGGAUGUUCUCAAUUUUCAGCAUAACGCCAUUACCCAGAAUUUUGACAACUUGUUGACCACGGGAGACGCGACUCAGAUUAUCUACCCAGUGUAUUCCAUUCACAACAGCUCUUCUGUUACUCCAGGUAACAUGGAAUGGGAGGGCGAGUAUCCUGGAACGGAUAAUAUCCUGGAUCUUUUGCAGUAUCAACGGUCACAGGGACCCACAGGCCCAUUUGCAGCAGCCAGGGAUGUAUUUCGUUCUCCUGAGGUUACACGUCGAUCAAUGAGCUUGAUAUCGACUGACUCGGCUCCCUCGUUUGUGCCGAUAUCACCGGGACCAGCUCUUCCAGGAGCACAAGUUUCUCGUAAGAGAUUUAAAGUGCGAGCAAGACAUACUACCAAUUACGAGGAGCUUCUUUACAACACUACCGCAACGUUGGCGCCACGAAUCGCCAAAGGUGUGUCUACUCUACCUGAGAUCAGAAGCUUGUACCAUGUUUGGAUCGGCUACUUCAUCUACAAGGCAUUCAAGUCGGGUGUGAUGUUUCUGUGCUUGAUAAACCUCACAACGAAUUAUCUCAUUACGAAUGUCUUCUCAGCAGAGCUGGACACUCGGUUUGAUGCUCUUGUGCUGCUUACGAAAACAAGAAACAUGCUCUUGGUUCACCUGAUUCAACACUAUGCAACUGUGAUCAAGGGAUUGCGCUCAUUGCUCAAUCAUCAUGGUGAUCCAGAGAUGGCAGCGUCAGUGUCAUACAUUUUGUCGCUCAUGUCAAUUUACGAUCCAGGUGCCACGGCACACUCGACCACCUGCUUCCGUGAUGGCAUGUUCCUGGUGCUUAGUUAUACGUUGCAUCAGUCAACUCGACAGGGUAUCGAACCUCCUAGACUCAUCCCGAUUCAUUUGCAAUUAAUGACAAAUGUUGCGAGGACGGUGUACUUGCCAGGCUAUGGGACACUGUUUUUGUACGAGUUUGAAAGCAUGUUUGCGAGAUUUGGCUCCCUUAUUGAUCGUGCUGAGCGGGCACUGAUGCAUGGUGGUGGCAACUUGGUGUUUUUGAGAAGAAAAUAUAACGAUUUAUUGCUGUUCUCAAAAGAUUCCAUCAGACACCACCUCCCAGCGUUGGAUUCGCACAUGGACGACAUUGAAUUCCAGGAAGACGUCCUCUUCACUAUGUUCAAUCGCUGGUCCAAGCUUCAGCCUCCAAGGUUUUUGGCAGCUAACGGGUGUGCGGAGGGACUUGAAAAAGUGCUCAACUUAUUCUACCGAGUGUUUCGAAAGGCGAUUUUUGCGGUCGUUCCGCAAGUUCGUUUCCUCUUUCUUCGAGACUUUGACUCGCCGCUCAUGUUGGAUGUGUUUGCCAACUACAACACAACGACGAUCUUGGAAGAGCUCAAGGACCUGAGCCGUGCUUCAGUACCGCAUGAUUUGUACAACGAGUUUGUACCCGAACUUCAGUACUUGGCUGCGUACUGUGUGCGUUUGAUUACUUUCCUCACCAUCAGAACGGCAAUCUUGUACCGUAAUUUGGUGUAUGAGGAGAAAGUUCGGCAAAUGAUCCCCAUCUACAACGUUGUGGAGUGGCGGAAAUCGAUUACCAAUAUCGAAGAGACGAGGCAGGAAUUCCAUGAGCUCAUUGGGCUUCUGGAAUACCCCAUUCUGUCAUUUAAGGAUACAUAUAUUACGCUGUCCCACUAUCCGCAGAUAGUGGAUCCGCAGAGUCCCGGAGCCAAAUUGGCAACCCCACGUCCUCCAGAAAAUGAUGGAGCUGACGGCGAGGUUGACAUGCUCCUGCUCCAGGCCAAUGGCUUGUUGAAGCAUGACUUGUUUCCGGAACUCUGA